This is a messenger RNA of Aspergillus mulundensis, 3042 nucleotides long. Its product is annotated as Sec23/Sec24 family protein. Gene Ontology annotation, biological process: intracellular protein transport; COPII-coated vesicle cargo loading; endoplasmic reticulum to Golgi vesicle-mediated transport. The record is from RefSeq and is a predicted model, not a curated record. Gene Ontology annotation, cellular component: COPII vesicle coat; endoplasmic reticulum exit site. NCBI's taxonomy places the organism in Eukaryota, Fungi, Ascomycota, Eurotiomycetes, Eurotiales, Aspergillaceae. The transcript is spliced from 6 exons. Bases 1 to 3042 code for a protein of 1013 amino acids. Gene Ontology annotation, molecular function: SNARE binding; zinc ion binding.
AUGGCGGACCAGCACUACUAUCAGGCCCCCGCGCCGGGAGUCGCUCCUGGUCAACACCCCUCCGAUCCCAAUCGACAUCCUCACCAACCUCCUUAUCCAGGCCAGCAACAUGCUGGGUUUCCUCCUGGCCCUUCUCCUCCUCAGCCCGGCGCUUACUACGGGGCCGGUGCUCCCAACAACCAACAAUGGCCCGCCUCCGCAUACGGUUCUCCGCCGGUACAGCAACCUUUACAACCCCCGUCCCAAUUCGCAUACAACACGAGUUCGCAACCCGCUAUGGCCUCACCGGCUGACCCGAUGGCCGGGCUGACAUCACAAAUGAGCGGGCUGGGUAUUAUGGGAGAAGGAGCCGCACGGAGUUCGAAGAAGAAGCACCGUCACGCAUACCACGAUAUCGGGACAGCACCCGCGGCGCAACAACUGCCAACAGGCCCCGGGGACGCCCUACCGCAGCCAUCUACGCAAUUCUUAAAUACCGGGCUGAAUCAAGUUCCUCGCGCCGUUUCCCCAGCAUUAAGUGCUUCCGGGGGUAUACCACAACCGACUUUCGGUGCCGCAUCAGAGGCAGCUCAUGGAACGGUCCCUACUCAGGGGAGAAUUGAUCCGGAGCAGAUCCCUAGCAUACCACGUUCUCGCGAUAUUCCGGCGCAAUACUAUUUCAGCCAUGUCUACCCUACAAUGGAGCGCCAUCUAGCUCCUCCCGCAGCCGUUCCGUUUGUGGCUCACGACCAAGGCAACUCGUCCCCGAAAUAUGCUCGCUUGACGCUGAACAACAUCCCAUCUUCCUCUGACUUCCUUUCCUCGACCGGUCUGCCGCUAGGAAUGAUAUUGCAGCCAUUUGCUCGUCUCGACGCCGGCGAACAGCCGAUCCCGGUGCUUGAUUUCGGUGAUGCAGGACCUCCUCGUUGUCGCCGCUGCCGCACAUAUAUCAACCCGUUCAUGUCUUUCCGAUCUGGCGGUAGCAAGUUCGUUUGCAACAUGUGCACCUUCCCCAAUGACGUUACUACCGAGUACUUUGCUCCGAUUGAUGUUUCAGGGGCACGUGUCGACCGCAUGCAGCGUCCAGAGCUCAUGCAGGGCACCGUCGAAUUCCUCGUACCGAAGGAUUACUGGAACAAGGAGCCCGUUGGUCUUCGUACAUUAUUCUUGAUUGAUGUUAGCCAUGACUCUAUCAAGAAAGGCUUCCUAAAGGGUGUCUGCAAGGGUAUUAUGAAGGCGCUUUACGACGAAGAGUCAUCAGAAACUCCCGAUGAGACUACGCCAGCACGGAAAAUACCUGAAGGGUCGAAGAUUGGUAUCGUUACCUAUGACCGCGAGAUUCAGUUCUACAAUCUUAGUGCGGAACUUCAACAGGCGCAGAUGAUGGUGAUGACGGACCUACAAGAACCGUUCGUUCCUCUGAGUGACGGACUAUUUGUGGAUCCGUACGAAUCAAAAAAUGUGAUUACCUCUCUUCUGGAUCAGAUCCCAUCUAUCUUCUCCCGCGUCAAGACCCCGGAGCCCGCCCUUUUCCCAGCCCUGAAUGCAGCGCUCUCGGCCUUGCAGGCUACUGGUGGUAAAAUCAUCGGUGCUAUCUGCACCCUGCCGACGUGGGGCCCUGGGGCCCUAGCGCUCCGGGAUGACCCUAAAGCUCAUGGGACAGAUGCAGAGAGGAAGCUUUUCACCACGGACAAUACUGCCUGGCGAGAAACUGCAGGAAAGCUGGCGGAGGCUGGUGUUGGCGUUGACAUGUUCAUAGCUGCGCCUAGUGGCACUUAUAUGGAUGUUGCCACUAUUGGCCAUGUUCCCGAGGUUACCGGCGGAGAAACCUUCUUCUAUCCCAACUUCCACGCACCAAGGGAUAUUCGAAAACUCUCCGAGGAAGUGGCACAUGCAGUCACAAGGGAAACGGGGUACCAGGCGCUGAUGAAAGUCCGAUGCUCAAACGGGUUGCAGGUGUCGGCAUACCACGGAAACUUUGUGCAGCAUACAUUUGGCGCUGAUCUUGAAAUUGGCGCCAUUGAUGCCGACAAGGCCAUUGCCGUCCUUUUCAGCUAUGAUGGCAAACUUGACACGAAGCUGGACGCGCAUUUCCAAGCUGCUUUGUUGUAUACAUCGGCGAACGGGCAGCGUCGGGUGCGCUGUAUCAACAUAGUGGCGGCGGUUAACGAGGGCGGACUGGAGACGAUGAAGUUCAUUGAUCAGGAUGCGGUUGUAAGCAUAAUCGCUAAAGAAGCUGCCGCCAAAACACUGGACAAGAACCUCAAAGACAUUCGCUUGAACAUCACGGAGAAGGCUGUGGAUAUCUUCAGCGGAUACCGUAAGGUCUUUUCUGGAUCGCACCCUCCUGGUCAGCUUGUACUGCCGGAGAAUCUCAAAGAAUUUUCUAUGUUCAUCCUCGGCUUGAUCAAGUCGCGGGCCUUCAAAGGCGGCCAGGAAUCAUCAGACCGACGCAUCCACGACAUUCGGAUGCUACGGUCAAUAGGCUGCACCGAAUUAUCACUCUACUUGUACCCAAGGAUCAUUCCCAUCCACAACAUGCAGCCGGAGGACGGAUUCCCGAACGAGCAAGGCCAGCUACAAGUUCCGCCUUCCCUUCGGGCGAGCUACUCCAAGAUCGAGGAAGGUGGAGUAUACUUGGUGGAUGACGGACAGCAGUGUCUCUUGUGGCUUCACUCUCAAGUAUCCCAUAACCUGCUGGAGGAUCUCUUUGGUCCUGGCCAUUCAUCCUUGCAAGAGCUCAGCCCGCAAACAUCGUCCAUUCCAGUACUGGAGACACAUCUAAACGCGCAGGUUCGCAAUCUGCUCCAGUACUUCUCUACCAUUCGGGGGUCAAAGGCGGUUACGAUCCAACUCGCCCGGCAAGGACUCGAUGGGGCCGAGUACGAAUUUGCGCGGUUGCUAGUAGAAGACCGUAACAACGAGGCCCAAAGUUACGUGGACUGGUUGGUGCACAUCCAUCGGCAAAUCAACAUGGAGCUUGCCGGACGCCGCAAACGCGAGGAGGCAGCUACGGAAGGGUCACUGGCGGGUCUGACUGGGCUACGGGCACCCUAUUGGUAA